UCUUUAUUGUUUUCAGCGGAUUUUUCACAGAAGUCGUUUAGCUUGUUUAGAAAAUAGUUAUAGACCCUCCCCCAGUCUGUCACGUGAACAGAAGUGAUGAGAGAAAUCUCAACGCUUCAUUUCUGAAUCACAGUGACUGAACAAAGAAGUACAGUUUUCACAGGUAACACGUCCGAGGAAAAAACAGUCGUCUUCCACCGCCGCAUCUCACCUAAACUGUUAUAUCCAGUAAUCAUUGUACAAACAAAUAAAUCACAACCACUUCACUCUAACUUUGAAGAGUGGCGCGUCCGGUAGUAUCGCGAGUUUUGCUCGUCGGCGAGAAUUAGGUGUUGCUACUUUCCCGGGAAAAGAAACAUGUCAAUUUAGCUAACUCUCAAGCCAGCAUACACGAAACCGCAAACAAGACUUAAGAGGUGGCCCACUGAAUUCGUUGAAGCUGUAGUCUGACAUCGAUUUUCAGGAAUAAAAAUGUCCGCGGAGAAAAGGACCAGCUGGAUUCUGACUGGUGCUACGGUCGCUUGUGUCACAGCUUUGUAUGUGCCCUGUGUCCAGAGGACUGUCCCCGGUGGAGACUCAGGAGAGCUGAUCACCACUGCUUGUGAGCUGGGGGUGGCUCAUCCUCCAGGAUACCCUCUCUUCACCCUGCUAGCUCGCCUGGCCAUGUGUGUCCUGCCAUCACUCUCUGUAGCCCACAGCGUCAACCUGAUGGGUAGCCUGUUGGGGGCUGCAGCUUGUGGUGCCCUCUGCAUAACUGUCUGCAGGUUGGCAGGUCCUGGCCCUGGAGCAGUACUGGCAGGAGGGCUGUUUGCUGUGUCCAGGCUGAGCUGGCAGUGGUCCAUGGUGGCAGAGGUCUUCACCCUCAACAACCUUUUUGUCGGUCUGCUCUUCUUCCUGAUCGCCAGCUUUCACUGUGCUGAAAAUGCAACGCAAAGGAGGAAGAUUUCACAUUGGGGAGCGCUAUGCUGUGGCUUGGGGCUCUGUAACCAACACACCCUGGUGCUGUAUAUACUAGUUGUCAUUCCCUGGGUCCUUCACCGACUCUACUCUCAUAAGGAGCUGUCUUUGCGUGGCCUUGUGUCUCUGGGAGUAUGUUUCCUCUCUGGUUUCCUGCCGUACAUCUACCUGCCCAUCUCUUCCUACCUCAACACAGCCCGCUGGAGCUGGGGAGAUCAGACCACCAUGUCAGGCCUGCUGACCCACCUGCUGAGGGCUGAAUACGGCACAUUCAGUCUGGCAAAGACCGAGAGCCUUGUGAGCUUGACCACAAUGUUACAGGCCCAGAUGGACCACUGCCUUGCGGACCUUUCGCUUCCUGUUUUGGUACUGGCAGGAAUAGGCCUGCUCCUCUCCUCAUGGAACAGGACAUGUCGCUCAGUGUCCUGGCUGUUCACUGCCAUGCUGGUGGUCUACUCACUGUUUUUUGCUUGGAGAGCCAACCUGGACAUCAGCAGACCCCUACUGCUUGGAGUGGUUGAGCGUUUCUGGCUCCAGAGUGAUGCUGCAGUGUGUGUGCUGGCAGGCCUCGGCCUGAGCCAGGCUCACACUGAGCUGGAGAGGAGGCUGGGACGUGGGGGGGUGUGGAAGACCACAGGCUGGGUCCUCACUAUGGCUCUGCUGGCACAUAUGGUGCACACCAAUCACAGGGAGUGUGAUCAGAGCAGUAACAGUGUGGUGGAGCGGUUCGGGAGGGAGCUUCUGGCCUCCGUCCCAACAGACUCGAUCAUCCUGACCAGAGGAGAUCUGCCUGGAAACUCCCUGCGCUACUUAUACUACUGCCAGGAUGUACGGCCCGAUGUACGGCUCGUUGACCAGGAGAUGAUGACAUACACUUGGUAUGUGGCCAAGCUGGCGCAGCACCACCCUGGGGUCCACUUCCCUGGCCGCUGGUGGGAUCCGGUCCACCCUGAGGGGAAAGACACCUUCAGUCUGGAGCAGUUUCUGUCCCACAACACGCAGAGGGAUGUUUUCACCUGCAUUGGGCUGUCUGAUGGAGACCCUAGCUGGGAACGUAGCUUCUCUCGCUGGCCCCUGGGUGUGUGUGACUACUUAGUGCCAGUUCAGAGGCGGUUUCACCCUGAAGAAUGGGCUCGACGCACUCGCAACAUCUACAACUGGAGCGAGCCACACAACAGUUUCCAUCCUGCGUCCUGGGAGCAUGUCGCUAAUGAGGAGAUGUGGCAAGCCAGGAUGAAGACGGCUUUCUUUCUGUUUGACCUGGCAGAAAGGAUGCAGGGAGAGGGGAAAGCUCGCCUCUUUGAGCUGUCUUACACUCUGUAUAAGGAGAUUGUGGAGGCCCACUCAGACUACCCUCCAAACUGGGACAAGAACUUGGCACUGGCCUGUGAGAGGCUGCUUCGCUCGGGUCACCGGGGCUACAGUCCAGACAGCCUGCUGACCUGCAGCGCCCAGCACUUUAGUCUCUACUUAGAGAAGGACCCCACGGAUCCCCAGGCUCCUGCCAUACGCUCUGCCGUUACUCACCUGCUCAAAGAGAGAGACAGGCUCCGCCAGAGCCGCGGGCAAACCCCAUGACUAGAUCCAUGGAGACCUACAUGGAGCUGGCACACUGAGAGUGUGCUGUGAGCCCAGGCGAAGUGUGAGGCAAUGAGGGCGAAGUCUGAGCCAAUGUGCCUCUUGUCAUGGUUCGAGGGUGUUGCUCCAGAAGGACACAGACUGAUGCAGUGCUGUUAAGCAUAAUGGACUUGGCCAAAUUGGACUUACAGGUUUGGAACUGGACUUGGGAGUGCUGAUGCAGGAGCACUAGUCUCUAGUUAUCUAGUUUGUGCAGAGUUCUAGUUACAGAACUCUGCACAACUCUGCACUCAGACUGAGCCAUGCUUCAUUGAAUGAAUGUUUACAGUUGACCAGGGACAGAGCUUGACUUCAGGAAACCUUGACUGACCCCAAUCAAGCUGUGCGUGUUCCCCCUAAACUCACCAUUCGAUUGCUUUAUCGUUACAUCUCGUUCUUUUUUUUCUCCUCCUCUGCUGAUUAUUUUGCCUCAGCCACUGCUCCACUUCUCUUUUUCUCACAUUAGGAUGGCAAGGCCGAGAUUGAGGGAAACCCAAUUUGGGGGCAGAAAUGGGGGAUUAGAGCAGCUGUUUAAUCUAGGACAGACUUGUGCUGUGCCACAGAGUCCUCACUACGCAUCACCAAAACUACCCACCCACCCCUCUCUACAUCCAUCAGUCUAUCUUAGAUGGUCCUUUAAAUGUUUAAAACUAAUGGAUGAGUGUUUUUUUCUCUCUUCCUACCUAACCAGAGGGUUAUAAUCCCUCAUGGAUUUAAAUGAAAUGUGAAAUGUCACAAUGCCAGGGACCCUUUUAGAGGUGCGUUUGUGUGCUUGCAUGUGUGUUGAUUUGUGUUUGCAUGUCUGUGUGUGUGUGUGUGUGUGUGUGUGUGUGUGUGUGUGUGUGUGUGUGUGUGUGUGUGUGUGUGUGUGUGUGUGUGUGUGUGUGUGUGUGUGUGUGUGUGUGUGUGUGUGUGAGAACAUGCUUAAAUCUCCACCCAAGCCCUUUCCUUACCGGAACUACACAUAAAACAUAGUCGAUAAACAGAUCAGCACACUGAAAAACAAAGUGCUUUGAUCAUCGUAGAAGCACAGACUCCAGGGACGGACGUAGACACGCGAGUUUGUCGGCUUCCAGGAAAAUGGACUUACUGCCCUGUGGUUGCUGGGAAGGCAGUGUGGCAUGCAAAUACAACGAAUGGACCAGAAUCUCCUGUCUUUGACGUGUUCUCAGGAUCGGACACCUCAGUUCAACACAGUUUUUGUGAAUAUUGGAGCUGAUGUUAAUAAGCCUUGUGGCAUGAAAUUUGUUAAGCAGAGGUCAAACUAGUGUAUUGCUAUAAGCUUUAUAAAACACUGCUGAAGGAGCCUGCUGUUUGAGAUACCACUAGAAAGCGGAGGACAGUAAGUGCAUGUGUAGUUUUCUCAGAAUGUAAUCUGCCCUCUGUUUGCAGGCCUGGUUAGCGGCUGUCAGCUGGCUGGAUGAUGAGAUUCAACCUGCUGUAGCACAGAUGGUUUGCUUUCUCAAAAAAGGGAAAACUGUCACUCUACUUUCAACAGAUUAAUAUAUUCCAAUAAAGAUUUUGUUUAUUUUAAUA
Messenger RNA from Seriola aureovittata, 4110 nucleotides. RefSeq names its product transmembrane protein 260 (gene tmem260). NCBI's taxonomy places the organism in Eukaryota, Metazoa, Chordata, Actinopteri, Carangiformes, Carangidae. The coding region runs from base 472 to 2535 and encodes 687 amino acids. The transcript is spliced from 17 exons. The record is from RefSeq and is a predicted model, not a curated record.